This is a messenger RNA of Komagataella phaffii GS115, 603 nucleotides long. RefSeq lists its product as uncharacterized. The coding region runs from base 1 to 603 and encodes 200 amino acids. The transcript has a single exon. The record is from RefSeq and is a predicted model, not a curated record. NCBI's taxonomy places the organism in Eukaryota, Fungi, Ascomycota, Pichiomycetes, Pichiales, Pichiaceae.
AUGAGAUUAUUUUUUUUUUUUUUUAGUAGUAGUUUUUUUUCAGAUCCUGCCAUAAUGACAGAGAUUCAAAGCCGGGUAGACGACGAGAACUACAACCUUUUACCGCAGGAUUCUAGGGACAUGCUGUUGGAGUCUCUGAUCAAUUCUUCCUUUGCAAGACAACAGGAUAACAGCAACGGCAACAUUGAUGACCUGAUCUCAAAAACUCUUCAAGAACUGGGAUCCCAAAUGCCCUUGCACCAGCAUGACGAUGUAGGGUGCCAAUUAGUACCAACUCCGGACUCUCUAUCCCCUGAGCUGUCUCCGUUCUAUUUGGAGAAAGAUAAGAUCAGUGACAACAAGUUUCUCAAGAGUUUUGACUUCCUAAAGACCAACUAUCUGAACUUAUGUGAAACAUUUAAUCGAUUGCUUACAAAGCUCAAUCUCACAACCAUGGAAAACCAAGAAAUCCAUGAGGAGAACAUGGAGCUUAAGAGAUUGUUGGAAGCCUCUUUAGCGGACAACCACAGACUUAGACAACAACUGAAUAAACUCGGCAACUACAAACAGCCUCUGGGCACCGGCAUUGUCAUUCCCGUCAGGAAGAGACAGAAAACAGCAUGA